Molecule: messenger RNA, 2513 nt
Organism: Daphnia pulex (common water flea)
Lineage: Eukaryota; Metazoa; Arthropoda; Branchiopoda; Diplostraca; Daphniidae
Product: centrosomal and chromosomal factor-like
Exons: 2
Coding region: 572-1960 (462 amino acids)
Source: RefSeq, a predicted model, not a curated record
CGAAUGUUAAGACAGACACGUUUAUUAUUGGAGAAAAGUUUCGGGAGAUAUGUUUGCUUUGUCAAUUCCAGAUAGAAAAAUUCCCCAUUUUGUUGUUUGUUUCUCGUCGUCUCGUGAGAGAGAAAGAGAGAAAAUGAUUACAAGAUGAAUUAAGAAUGUGUGUCCCGUGAUUCCAGCCCAUUCGGAAUUCUAACUCUACCCCCUCCAUUUUUGAAAAAAAUAAAAAAAAAUAACUUAAACAUGUGAAGGUCAUACUCUCUUGGAACACACAUCAAAACUUGCACGCGGAUCGAAAGAGAAAAGAACCAGUGUUGCCAUUUUGAGCCGCUACGCGGCGCCACCAUGGACUCGACUCCAAGCUGCUGGAAAAGGAUCGAGAAACCGUGUCAGUAGAUGACGAGCUUCCAUGCCGUCACCAUCUGGUUGGUCUCUGAAAUAAUAAUUUUUCAAACACAUAAUAUUUCAUCUCUUAUUUAGUUGUCGAGCCACAUGACUCUAGUGUAUUUUGGAUAAUUAACUUUUCUCUAUUAUUUUUUUUUGAUUGUGUGUUUUGUGAUUUUGAUUUGAAAAAAUGAGCGCGAUUUGUUGUGCGGUGCCAAGUUUGAAUUUGAUGGCGACCGGCGGUGGAGUGGCUGGAUCUUCCUCGUUGCCCGUCGUUUAUCCUCACCAUCAUUUCAGCCGGCCAUCAGCUCCUCUACAUCACCCGAAUUCAUUUUCGUUUAUGGAACUGAACAACAGCAGUAGCCAUCAGUACCAACAACUUCCUUGUCAUCAGCCAGUGGACCAGUUUACAGCAACGGUAUACGGCAGUAGUCAACAACAACAACAACAUCAUCAGCAGUUUAUAAUGCCUCAACAACAGGCCGUCGCUAGUUGUAGCCAACGUGCUUCUAGACGGAAGAAGUUGGAAGAUGCUUUGACGGAAGCGAUUCCGGCCGCCUCUAGCGGUAAAGUGUCUCAGCGGAUCGCUCAACUUCAGCAGAGUCUCUACGCCUCGUGUCAUCCCGGAAGAAUGAUCCAGCAGCAGCAGCAAUAUCCAUCGGUUUCUUCUUCGUCAUCAUCAAGGCCUUUGUCCCUGGAUCCUUUAAAAGAUUAUUCUCAGCCAUUGACGGUUGACUGCUCCAUCGAAUACGAUUUACCCCGCGUGACUCGGCCUCCGCCCGGCGCCAAGCCUUUGCUUUUGAUUGCACGUCGACCUCCUCCCCCACCGACUCUUCCGGCCGUAGUGAGCCAGUCACCACCAACGAGACAAAGGCAACAACAACAGCAGCAGCAGGAGCAAUGGAAUCCCGCAGUCAGAACAGCUCACCACCACCACCAGGUUUUGCUGCAGCAGCAGCAGCAACAACAAUCGAGUCAACAACAAUUUCAAUUCCGGCCGGAUUGCGGAUACUUUGUGAUGAACAUUGCACCCGUCAGCUCAUCCAGCUCGGAAGACAGCGGCCGUGGAACGGAUUCUGAACAGCAUCCGUCGGCAUCUAGUCCCAUCACCUCUUAUCGUACGGCUGUUCAUCCGGCCAACAACAAUUGGACGUCCAUCGCAGAGCCGCAAUGGUCUCUGAUCCGUCAGCAACAACAGUUGAAAUUCAACCAACAACAUGUGAAACCAACAGCUCUUCCUCAACAUCCUCGUCCAGCAGCAGAAGCUGCCCGUGCCAGAGUUUCAAUGACGACGGAACAGUCGUCGGGAUGUCAUUGUUGCCCGUCUCGAUCGAAUCAGUUUCCAGUCCAGCGAUGGGCUCCUUACACUACUACGCAAACAUCCAUGAUGGCCGCCAGACACGGUUGCCCGGCUCCGUCAUCUGUUGUUUUCCAACAGCAACAGCAGCAAGAGAGUUGGACGCGAUGGAAUGAUUCAUCCGUUUCACUGGAUCAACUUAUCCUCCAACAAACACCCCACUACAACAACAACAACAACCACCCGUCGUCUUCGUCUUCACUGAUGGCCUUUCAUAUUUGAUGAUCUCGAAAGUCUCAUUUUUAUCGUCCCUCUUCUAUAUAAAUAUCAAUUGAAACACAACAAAAAAAUAAUAAUAAUUAAUAAAUAUAGUCACACACAAAAUGGGGGGAAAAAAAGUAACACACACACAGAUUUUUGUCGUCUCUAUUAAAACGGGUUUUCUUGUCUCUCCCCCCCACACAACCAUUUUUGUUGUUUUGGAAGAUCGGGGCUGCUGCUGCUGCUGCUGUUGUUUUUCUCUAUUUCUUUCUAAUUAGGGUUUAUUUUUUUCUUAUUAUUGUUUGAUUCACUUCCUUUUGUGUGUUUGUGUGGAGAAAGGUGCUGUGAUACGUCGUUGGCCUUGUUUAAUCCCCUCCCCCCAUCUUUAUUUCUUUGUCAAUUAUCUUUUCUCUCAAAUUCACCUGUAAAAUAAAAACAACCAUUUCGCCCCCCUCCCCUCCCCCAGAAAAAAGAAGAUUAAGAAGAAGGAAAAGUGGUAAAAAUUUAUAGUUUUGAACGUUUUUUCGCCUCAAAAUGGGAAUUGAUUGUAAUACAAACCUUGAAUGGGAUAAAA